Molecule: messenger RNA, 582 nt
Organism: Pedinophyceae sp. YPF-701
Lineage: Eukaryota; Viridiplantae; Chlorophyta; Pedinophyceae
Source: the annotation of a GenBank genome assembly
AUGACUCACACGCUGCAUCAAGCGUGCCUGACGCCGGCACGCGCGUCGCAGGGGCUGCGGCGGCGCAGCGUGGCGGUGUUUGCAAAGGACAGGAAAGGGUUCGGAUCGACGCCGACGCAGGCUCCGGCGGAGCAGGCCAAGGUGAACAAGCGGGGCAAGGUGACGAGUCGGCAGGGCACUGUGUCGCCCAAGGAGCAGAAGAAGUCCGUGGAGCAAUACAAGGAGCAGUACGAGGAGUGGCAGAAUGCGCCGCCGGACCUCGAGGACACCGAACUGCCCCAGGUCGUCGGGGACCGGAUGCUAAAGCGCAUCGUGGCGUGCACGGGGCUGCCGAUCCUGGUGUCGCUGACGGUGUACCCGCUGUUCUACUACCUGAAGGUCGUCAAGGACAUCGACGUGCCGACCUGGGCCGUCUACAUCACGUCGAGUCUGACGUGGGGCGGCGCGCUCCUGGGCAUCUCGUACGGCGUGCUGUCGGCCUCGUGGGACCCGGCCAGGGAGGGCACGACUCUCGGGUGGGUCGAGUUCCAGGCCAACCUGCCCGCGCUGAUCGACCGCAUCCGCAGCAAAGGGGGCCGCUGA